AUAGUUUUCUCUUUGAAAAUAUUUGCUUAUAAUUAAUUUAUUUUAAGUAUGGGUAGAGCAGUUUCUUGGUCGUCAUCCCUUUUGGCCGGCCGGAGGAAACUGAAAUCCUGAAGCAGAAGCACAUGCGACGUGUCUUGUAUUCCAUCCAAUCCAAAUAUAUAGAUUAUGAUCACGCUCUUCGUUCCUCACUUCCGCUGCCUUUCUUUUCAUUUCUGCCCAAGAAUUAUCCGCCGCGAAACAACAACUGAAAGGCCGAUCUUCGCUUCUUCAAUCUCUAUCACCGCCAAAACAUUCAGCCUGGACGAUGAGCAGAAACACGAAGCAGGAUCCGACAUCGCUUCACUCCCGAAUCGGAAUUACGACUUCACUCCCCUAAUCGAAUUUCUCCAGUCGCAUCCUCUCACGGAGUCCAACUCAGUUGAGUUGCCACCCGCUCGUCUCGACCCACUUGAGUUAAAGCUGGCCGAGUCGUACCGAGCUGUCCCUGGACCACUCUGGCACAACCUUCUCAAGUCGCUCACCUCCAUGCCGGAUUCCGUUUCCACUGCCUAUGCGCUCGUGACUUGGCUACAGAAGCACAACCUUUGUUUCUCCUACGAGCUUCUUUACUCCAUUUUGAUUCACGCGCUGGGGAGAUCCCAGAAGCUCUACGAAGCCUUCUUGCUUUCUCAGCGCCAAGCACUGACCCCCAUGACCUACAACGCUCUCAUAGGCGCCUGUGCUCGCAACAAUGAAAUCCAAAAAGCACUGGAUCUGCUUGCAAGAAUGCGCGGGGACGGUUAUCACUCGGACUUCGUGAAUUACAGUUUGAUUAUUCAGUCACUUACUAGGAGCAACACCAUUGAUUGCACUCUGCUAGAGAGGCUUUAUGAGGAAAUGGAGGCUGAUAAGAUCGAGCUUGAUGUUCAGUUGAUGAAUGACAUAACAGUAGGGUUUUCCAAGGCCGGAAAUGUUGACCGUGCUUUGGAUUUCCUGGCAUUGAUUCAAGAAAAUGGCUUGAGCCCCAAAACAGCUACUAUUCUUGCUGUAAUAUCAGAGUUGGGGAAUGCGGGCAGGGCAGAUGAGGCAGAAGCUAUCCUUGAGGAGUUGAAGGAAGGCGGAUUAAGGUCAAGAUUGAGGGCAUAUAAUGCCCUAUUGAAAGGUUAUGUCAAAUCUGGUUCCUUAAACGAUGCAAUAGAUGUUGUGUCUAAAAUGUAUAAAAUCGGGGUUUCACCGGAUGAGUAUACUUACAGUCUACUCAUUGAUGCAUAUUCAAAUGCGGGCAGAUGGGAGAAUGUAUGGGUCGUGUUAAAAGAAAUGGAAACAAACGAUGUAAAACCUAACUCGCUUGUCUUUGGUAGGAUAUUGGCAGGUUAUCGUGACGGGGGAGAGUGGCAGAUAUCUUUUGAGGCUCUCAAGGAAAUGAAAAAGGUCGGGGCUGAACCCGACACCCAUUUCUAUAAUGUUAUGAUCAACAUGUUUGGCAAGUAUAAUCGUCUUGCCCAUGCAAUGGAAGCUUUUGAAAGUAUGAAAACAGAGGGAAUUGAGGCAGAUACAGUGACAUGGAACACACUCAUAGAUUGCCAUUGCAGACAUGGCCACCAUAACAAAGCAGAGGAGCUCUUUGAAGAAAUGCAGCGAAGGGGCUGUUUGCCUUGCACUAAAACAUACAAUAUAAUGAUCAAUUCAUUUGGACAGCAGGGGAGGUGGGGGAAAGUGAAGGAUAUACUGGGGAAAAUGCAGAGCAGUGGUGUACUGGCUAAUGUAGUUACAUACACCACACUGGUUGAUAUUUAUGGACGGUCAGGGAGAUUUAAUGAUGCAAUUGAGUGCUUGAAAUUGAUGAAAUCUGCUGGGUUGAAGCCAUCGUCAACCAUGUAUAAUGCAUUAAUUAAUGCUUAUGCACAAAUGGGAUUUUCAGAGCAUGCAGUAAAUGCCUUCAGAAAUAUGAAAGCUGAUGGUCUGAGGCCCAGUUUGUUGUCUCUCAAUUCUUUAAUUAAUGCGUUUGGUGAGGAUAGAAGAGAUGCAGAAGCUUUUGCUGUUUUGAGGUACAUGAAAGAAAAGGACAUAAAGCCCGAUGUUAUUACUUAUACCACUCUGAUGAAAGUUUUGAUCCGCGUGGAGAAAUUUGGAAAGGUUCCAGAUGUGUAUGAGGAAAUGCUCUUGUCUGGGUGCACACCAGAUAGAAAAGCUAGAGCCAUGCUGCGAUCGGCUCUAAGAUACAUGAAAUCUACAUUACAACCAUAGUUGGUUCCCGCUGCCAUAAAGUUUAUGCUAUUAAUGCAUUCUUUCCAUGUGAGGUCAGUUGUGUAGUCCUAAGUGGCUCUAAGAUCAAUGCAUUCUUUCCAUGUGAGGUCACUCUGUACCAAAAUAUUUGUCCCGCUUUUCAUUUUGGGCCGUUCCAAAAUACUUAUCUUACUUCCGUUUUACACCUACGCGCACAUCUUAAACUAUGUGAAACGCCUAGUGGGACAAGUACUUGGGGUGGAGGGAGUAUUCAAUAAUCCAGAUUUUCGAUAGAAGGGCAUACCCACUAUCCCAAUGCCGAAGCUUCCGCUCAGGCAUGAGGGACAUAGUCUUUAGGCUUUGUUUGGCUGUUCAAAAUAUUAGCUUGUUAUUAGCUUCUCUUUGAGGAAGCUAUUCAAAACACAACUUAUACCCACAUGUAGUGUAUAGUUAAAAAGUUAGCUGAUCUCAAUACUAUGGUUUGACAAAAGGAGCUGGCAAGCUAGGACUUUUAUAAGUUUAAAAUGACCUUUUCAAAAGAAAAUGGUAAACAUAUAAAUUAUAAAUGAAAAGCUCAUGGAUACGUGUGAGAAACUAGUUAUCCUUGAGAUGAUUAGGUAUGCUUUUGAACCAAAUCAAGCUUAUUUGACAUGAGUUCAUGCGAUUUUCAUUUUGAAUUUCAUUUUAAAGCAUCCCCCCAACUUUUAUUCCAAACAUAUUCUUUUGUGUUGUUUGGCAUUUGAUGCUAGCUCAUCAGCUAUUCUGUGAGACACCAUUAUGGAGAUCUUGGCAUUCGUAUUGCAGAAAAGUCAAACUUUUAUCAAAAUGCCCUAUGAUUGGUAGUGCUCCCUUUGUCCGAAAAAGUUGGCAAGGUAAACUGCAUAAAGUUAUGACAUAAAAAUUUGUGCCUUCACCUUUUGGUAUGUAUAUAUGUAUUCACUUGUUGGUUUGACUAAUCAUAUUUGUUUGUUUGUAAGUUUUAAUGACACGUUGAAAAAUGAAAUGAAAUGUCUUUUUGGGGACAAAACAGCUUUUGGAAGAUGAUAUUAUAUGGGCAGCUCGUACAGAUAAUAUGCAUUUAAUAUUUUGAUCAAAUUUCCAUUUCCAGACACAGCUGUUCAUCAUUAUACCCCCCCCCCCCCCCCCCUUUAUAUGAUAUUAUAUGGGCCCUUUUCCUUAAUAUGAGUUCAACUUCUGAAGAGUUAAUAUUACAUACUUUGUGAAGAAAUGAAGUCCUAAAUAGCAUGGAUCAAUUAGCAUGCAGUUGAACUCAAAGCUAUUCAGAUGAAUCGAGUUAGUGUCAUAGCAAGUGUUCGUUCAUCUUGUCUUCCUUGUAUUGCAUUUGUAUACUCCGUAUAAAGGUUUUUCUUACAAGUUUUAUACAGAUUCAAUAUUUUGUAGUACAAUUGUUGCGGUAUG
Messenger RNA from Cuscuta epithymum, 3624 nucleotides. The record is from the annotation of a GenBank genome assembly. Lineage: Eukaryota; Viridiplantae; Streptophyta; Magnoliopsida; Solanales; Convolvulaceae.